Molecule: messenger RNA, 708 nt
Organism: Colletes gigas
Lineage: Eukaryota; Metazoa; Arthropoda; Insecta; Hymenoptera; Colletidae
Product: protein PFC0760c-like
Exons: 1
Coding region: 1-708 (235 amino acids)
Source: RefSeq, a predicted model, not a curated record
AUGAUACUCUUGGCGAUUUUGGCGCCCGGCAGCUUCGCGAUGAGUAUAAAUUACGAGGAUCCGGAAACAGAGGCUGGCCUUCGUUCUCAUCGUUACGAGGAGGGCGGCGGCGCCGAUCGUCACUCCGGUCACGAAAAUAAACACGGUGAUAGCGCCGACGAGAGCUAUAAAGAUUACCAGGACGUCGAAGAAAUUAGGAGAGAUGAUCACGAUCUGAACAAAGACUAUGAAGGAUACGCCGUAAACGAGGCCGGGGGCGAGCACCGCAAUUACGAUGACGAUUACUACGACGGGCAUCGUGUGGACGAAAAGGACGAAGAUGGUGAAUCGUUUCACGAGGAUGGUCACCAUGGAAAGGGACAUAGUACUAACGGUCACCACGAAACGAAGAAACUCGACGAGUUCGUGAAACGUAAAGAAUUUCACGACAGUGAUUAUGAAUCUGACUUUGACGAGCAAGAGGACGGAAAAGAAGACGAUUUUGCGCACGGAAAUGAUGGACACCAUAAAGGAGAAGAGUAUAUUCACGAUGACCACGAUGGAGAUUAUGGAAAGAAGAAUUAUUAUAAAAAGGGACACGAUAUUAGCGAUUAUAUGGAAUACGGUAACGAGAACGAUCCUGAGGAUUAUUAUUACAACGAUUAUCGUUAUGGGAAAUCUGAUGAAUACGAUGAUAAGAAGAAGUGGGGGUAUAAGAUGGAUCGUUAG